Messenger RNA from Rhodamnia argentea, 564 nucleotides. RefSeq lists its product as uncharacterized. Bases 82 to 489 code for a protein of 135 amino acids. The record is from RefSeq and is a predicted model, not a curated record. The transcript is spliced from 2 exons. NCBI's taxonomy places the organism in Eukaryota, Viridiplantae, Streptophyta, Magnoliopsida, Myrtales, Myrtaceae.
CUCUUUGGUAAAACCACACUUCCCAACCUAACGAGCACCGGCCUUAUUGAAGUAUCCACAUUUCUCGAGGUUCAAGUCAAGAUGACGGAAAACCAAUUGCAGAACCUUAGGAAGAGAAUAGGCCCUCAUCCAAAUCUAGAUCAGAAUGGACGGUUGCUGCAUCUCAUCAACCCAAUUGGUGCCUUCAACGAGUGGGUCGUGUUGACUUAUAACCUGCAGGUCCUGGGAGACCAGAUAAAGGAGAACUCCAAGCUGCGUGAGAAGCUAGACGACGUGGUGGAUAACUAUGUCAAGCAACUGGAGACUUCAUGCAAAAUAAGGCCGGAAGGUCCCGCGGCAUAUCCUAUUCCAACCGUCCAUGGCACUGUAAGUCCCUACCCUAGCGACGCCAUGCCGUACUGGGUUGCAAUGAUGAAUCAAAGGCUGGAAGAUCUGGAGAAAAGAUUCAGGAAAAUGGAAGACCUCGUGAUGGAAAAUCCCGGAGCAUAACAUUGCUAACGGACACGUGGAUCCAGUCAAUACUAUAAACACCGUACAUCAUAUCGAGUUCAAGUUCCGUGUCAC